GCAGCGCACAACACUUCGUCGCGUCGUUGCCAUUGUAUCAUUCACAUCCAUACUUGCAUACAACGAAGACAGCAUCCACCAUGAGCGCAGAUGCUCCAAGCACGCCAGCGGCUGUAAAGACCGAAGAUGCCGGCCCGGCGUCGACAGCUUCGCCAGAAAAGCCAAAAGAACGAAAACGACGACUUGGCGUUGACCCGAGUCUGAUCCUCAGUGAAGGAAGGAGCAAGCGUCGGCGCACACCCACACCCGAACCAGUCGUCAACAAGAACGGCAUGGACCCCAAAGACCCAGAGCGUGCAAAGGCUCUCGGAUUGGCCCUCUACUACAAGAUCAUGGCCAUGAAGGACUCGGACGGAGAUCAACUCGCGCAACCAUUCAUCAAGCUCCCCAACAAGCGCCAGUUCCCAGACUACUACGAGACGAUCAAGCAUCCUUUCUCGCUCGAGCAGGUCAAAGACAAGCUCGACGCGUCCAAGUAUGACACGCUCCGCGACGUGUGUCAUGACCUCGGUCAGAUCUGGAACAACGCCAAGCGAUACAACAUCAAGGACUCGACACUCUUCCAGUGGGCCAAGAAGCUGCAUAAAGUUACGCGCACGUUCUACAGCCGUGAGACCUCGCAGCAGGAGGACACCGACUCGGAGGACGAUGACGCGCCAACAAGUCGAGGUAUCACGGCAGAUGCCGCCUCUCCGGCGCCGGCGACCGCUGGCCCUUCGACACCUGCAGAGGACGGCAGCGGACGAACCGGCAAGAAGCGCGGCAGCUACAUGAAGGACGGACCCACAGUGUACAAAUUGAUCAAGCCGUGUAUGAGAGCUAUCAAGGAGGCCAAGGCAAAUGAUGGUUCGGAUCGCGAAAUCGCCACCAUCUUCCUCACAUUGCCGGACCGCCGCGAAUUCCCAGACUACUACAAGCGCAUCAAGCACCCGUUGUCGCUCGGCGAGAUUGAGCAGCGCAUGGUCGCGCGCCGGUACGACAACGCGGACCAGUUCUUCCAGGAGGUCGAGCAAAUGGCCAACAACGCCUUGAACUACAACGAGGAGCACAGCGAAGUCUGGCGCGACGCACGCCAGGUAAUCGAGAUCGUCCAGAUCCACCGCGGUCUGGUUCGCGAGCGUCUUGCCCAGCCACUGCAGAAGGGCCAGCCGGUAUCCAAGCCGAGACAGUCGGGAGUGGGCGCACCUGUGCGCAUGCACGGCGUGCCAUCGCCGUCACCACACACGCCUCACGCUCAGAUCCCGCAGCUCCAGCAACACCCUAUGCUCGUCACGCCCGAUAUGGCGCGCAUCGCCGCGAUGCAGCAGGCCCAGGCGUACGCGAUGUACAGCUCGCCCGGGACCCCGGGGCAGCUCACACCACAGCAGCUGGUUCAGGGAUUGCCGCACCCCCAGCAAUCGUACCUCCCCCAGUUGCCUCAGGGUGUCGUGACGGAGGAGGUGGUCGCCUCGCUCGGUCGCUACCCCCAGCCCGAGCAGCAGGCUUGGGUUGCCUCGCUGCCGCCGCUCGCUUUGGCAAUCUAUCGACAGAUGGUGGCCGUGAACGAGGCGCGAAAGCGUGGCGUCGCUCCCCCGCCUGUUGCGCCCCUGCUCGCCGACUCGCCCGCCGGCGCCCGGCCGCCAAGUGCGCUGCAGGAGCCCGAGGUGCCGCAGGACCCCACAAUCAAGCACAUCGACCUUGGCUUUGGCGUCGCGCCAGAACCCAACGGGUCGCGCAAGGCCAUCAGGCUGCAAAACUACCGCGGCGUGUUUGUCCACGUCGUUCUCGUUGGCGCGAACACGACCGAGCUCGAGGUCACAGCGCACGUGGAGAAGAACGAAGACGACGAGGCAAAGCCAGCACCCGAGGUUGCCCUCCGACUCAACGGCCAAGCCGCACCACCACCGACCCAGCUUCACACCGACGGGGAGAACCGCUCACCAGCGCUGCGCUGGACUGUGACAGUACCCCUUACGCGCGUCGAGGCGAAGAUUGAGCUUGUCGCGUCCCGGCCGGGUUCCAAGGCCGAGACGAGCGCCAUCCUGGUCAACCGCCAGUUCUAGGGCAUAUACAUGUGCAUGUCGGUAUGGGGUCUACGGUAUAGCUUGCGGCUUGGAGCGCUGCUGGGGGGUCAGAAGAUAGACUUGUUGUGAAGGGCAGGCUUGCAACCUACGAUAUAGUAUGCAAAACAAAUACAA
Vanrija pseudolonga is the source of this 2177-nucleotide messenger RNA. RefSeq names its product Protein polybromo-1 (gene PBRM1). Gene Ontology annotation, molecular function: chromatin binding; protein binding. Gene Ontology annotation, biological process: chromatin remodeling; transcription elongation by RNA polymerase II. Lineage: Eukaryota; Fungi; Basidiomycota; Tremellomycetes; Trichosporonales; Trichosporonaceae. The record is from RefSeq and is a predicted model, not a curated record. Bases 81 to 2042 code for a protein of 653 amino acids. The transcript has 6 exons. Gene Ontology annotation, cellular component: RSC-type complex.